CUGGCAUUCCCUUCCAUUCUUGUUGUAGUCUUCUUUAGAUUUGAAUGAUAAGAAGGUGGUGGUUGGGAGGUUGGCAGAAAUUAGGCGACAAAAAAGUAGUUGGGGGACUUUGUUUUGAGGGGCAUUUUGCGGUGGUAAACUGAAGAUCCAAGUUUGAUGGAACUCUCCAACCAAACUGAUCCUUUGUCUUUAACUUGUGGAGUUUUAACAUUUAGAUUAGCUAAUGAUAUAUCUGUACAAAUUAAAAAAAAUUACUAAUUCGGAAUAAUCUUGAGGUGUUCUGAUUAAUGCAAGCCGAAGACAUUAAUGAACCGCCAGUUGUCACUUUCAGUAGGAAAGUUAGGUCACUUUCUCAUUUAUUUCCAUUGUAUGACUAACCACCAAAGGUUUUGUUUUUUUUUACAUUGCCCUGUGCUUCCACACCUUUCAUUUAUUAGUGUGCCCCCAUCAUUCACCGGGAAAUUUCGAUAUAGUAUAUGCAGGUUUAACAUUUGCUAUAACUAUUUCAUGGUGUCGUUUUCUCUCUUCCCCUGUUUUCCGUUUCCUUGUCUGUUCAUUGCCCAUUUACUUGAAACAUAUGAUCUCUUGUUGUCGUGUGUGAGCUGUCAAAGCUUAUUUUCUUGAGCCAUAAAGCUUUCUCUGUGUGGUGUCUACUCCCCCCCCCCUUUUUUGUUAUGGCUCCUUUCUCCUAUUUCUUGUGAUCGCUUUGAGUAGAGUCUUUCAUCAAUGGAAAACAAGUACUUUGCUUUCCUUUGGAUUUGGCUUUCGAAUGCAUUCUCUGCUGCUUCUUGGCUCCCAAGAAGCAUUAUCCGCGAUGGGUUUUGCAGAGUUUUGACAUUUAGAAGGGAAAGAAAGAUGGAGAACAAGAAGAACUGGGAAACUGAGAGGGAAAACCGAGUUUCACUUCUUGAUUUGCCUGAACUGGCAUUAGAAUUGGUACUCGAGAAGCUUUCUCCAGCUGAACUAUGCGUUAUGGCUUGUGUUUGCUCUGAGUUAAGGGAGAGGUGUAUGAGCGAUCAUCUAUGGGAGAAACACAUGAAGAACAAAUGGGGAAGAUUGAUGGGAGAUGCAGCGACUAGAGAGUGGCGGUCUCAUGUCGCAGCAAAGAUGAGUUGUCUCAGAAGAUCAAACCGAAGUAACACAAAUUGGAAUCUUCUCAGUGUUCUUGCGAAAUCGAUGCCCUUCUCGUUGUUGAGUGCAAAGACAGAACUCGGAAACAACGGGAAUGGCGGAGCUGAGGAGACAAGCUCAUGUCUCUCGGUGAUGUCUUGGUACUCUUCUCUUGAAAAUGGCAAGUUCUCAUUCCCAGCCCAAGUUUUCAACCGCGAGAAUGGUCAUGUUGGAUUCAUGAUGUCAUGUUACGAUGCAGAAAUCAGAUACAACUCAAAGCUUGAUACUUUCCGAGCUAGAUACUCCCCGUGCGGUCGGCGUACAGCGGAGGAAAACGUCACGUGGGAGAGGCUUAGAUCGCCGCCUGUCGACACGCCGUCACGUGCUCUGCACGAGUCGGAUUGCUUACACGAACUCAGACCCGAUGACCAUGUCGAGAUCCAGUGGAGAAGAAGCAAGGAGUUCCCUUAUGGAUGGUGGUACGGAAUCGUGGGUCACCUCCAAAUCUGCAGCGGACACGAGAAGAACUGUCUCUGUGAAUCUGACGAGAAUGUGGUGUUGGAAUUCAGACAGUUCAGACCGGAGUCGCCGUGGAGAACGACGGUGAUAAGGAGGACGGACCACCGGGAAACGGGCAACGAAUCCGACGGCUUCUAUGGCGGCGUAAGGAAAUUGUACGCAAAGGAAGAGAUUUCAACGUGGAAUCGUUUAUGGCCGACCCAAGUGUUGGAAUAAAUUUAGCGUUUCCGAACAGAAAAAAAGCAGGAUUUUUUGGAGUAGGGGAGGAGCAAGAACCCUAGCACAGCAGUCAGUGUCUGAGAAAUGGCAAACAGUGUGAAAAGUGCGAAGGCCAACAUGCAGAAUUCCUCAAAGUUUUGGAAGGAUCAGAAUUUUGUGGGAGAGUUUUAGGUUGAGAUUUUCAAUUAGGUGGGUUUUCUAAUGUACAAGUUUGGGGUUUGUCUUGAUUUCUGUGAUGUGAAAACAGGUUUUGGGAGUGAUUUUUAUUUAUUUUUUGUUUCUUUACACAACAAAUACAUAUCAUUGACAACUUAACUUAUCGUAUUAAAAAUACCAUGUAAUUUUCUCAA
Messenger RNA from Tarenaya hassleriana, 2198 nucleotides. Its product is annotated as F-box protein At2g41170. Gene Ontology annotation, molecular function: protein binding. The coding region runs from base 727 to 1845 and encodes 372 amino acids. NCBI's taxonomy places the organism in Eukaryota, Viridiplantae, Streptophyta, Magnoliopsida, Brassicales, Cleomaceae. The record is from RefSeq and is a predicted model, not a curated record. The transcript has 5 exons.